This is a messenger RNA of Plectropomus leopardus (leopard coralgrouper), 2709 nucleotides long. It is a transcript of the gene tmprss9, whose product is annotated as transmembrane serine protease 9. NCBI's taxonomy places the organism in Eukaryota, Metazoa, Chordata, Actinopteri, Perciformes, Serranidae. Gene Ontology annotation, biological process: proteolysis. Gene Ontology annotation, molecular function: serine-type endopeptidase activity; protein binding. The record is from RefSeq and is a predicted model, not a curated record.
AUGGAGGUGAAGAAGGAUGAUGGAGGAGGAGGAGGGCAGUGGUCCUCUCCGGGCACCUCCUCUGCUCCCUCAAACCCUGCCUGCUGCAGGAGCACCCUCAUAGCUUUCCUCCUCUUCUUCCUCGUUAUUGGGGUUUUUGUAGGCCUGCUUAUUGCCUAUCUGGUGCAGGAGCAGCAUUAUUUUAUGGAGACAGUGGAGCUGAGAGGUCUGAAGUAUGAUCCAGCUCUGCGGGAGGAGAACUCUGGUUUCUCCAUAGUACUGACCUCAGUUUUAAAGUCCAAGAUUAAAUAUGUCUUCACUGCCUCGUCGAUAUCGCAUCACUAUGUUGAUUGGAGUAUUGUUGCCUAUGGUAACAUUAAUGGUGAAGUGAUGGCAACCUUCAGACUGGUCUUCAGGGUGUCUAAGAUCCAGCAGUAUUCAGAAAACUUUAUUCAGGACCUGCUGAGAGCAGGACUAAGCUCAGUCAUGCAUGGGAAACCACUGGAGGUGCCAGGAUUUGGAGAGAUCAACGCUAUCAUCUUACUGGGAGCCAGUGGGAAGUCUUUUUAUGCAAUUGGGGAUGAGAUGAUAGCCAGGUGUCCUGACAACACCUUCACUUGUGACAAUGGAGAGUGUGUCACCAAACUGAAUCCAGAGUGCGACUUCAUCCCUGACUGUGCAGAUGGAUCUGAUGAAGCUCAUUGUGCCUGUGGUACACGUCCCGCCAUGGGGAGUCGGGUGGUGGGCGGAGAGGAUGCUCGGCAAGGAGAGCUCCCAUGGCAGGUCAGUCUGAGGUUCCAUGGACGCCACAUGUGCGGAGCCUCCAUCAUAAAUGAACGCUGGCUGGUCAGCGCAGCACACUGCUUUGAGAGGGACAAUGACCCCAGUGAGUGGACGGCCCUGGUUGGGGCCCGACUAGUGAGCGGCGAGGAGUCUGAGUCCACAACAAUUAACAUCAAGUCGCUGGUUGUGUCUCCAGACUACAAUCCCAUGACCACUGACAACGAUGUCAGUGUGCUGGAGCUGGAGACCCCUGUCACCUUCAGCUCUUACAUCCAGCCCAUCUGUCUGCCCUCCCCGUCUCAUGUGUUCGCCCCCGGACAGAGCUGUGUGGUUUCGGGGUGGGGCGCACUACACCAGUUUAAUCCUGCAGUGCCUCCCACACUGCAGAAGGCAGUGGUGAAAAUCAUUGACUCCAAGGUGUGCAAUAAAUCCUCCGUGUACAGAGGAGCUGUUUCUCACAAUAUGAUGUGUGCAGGAUUCCUGCAGGGCAAGGUGGACUCAUGUCAGGGUGACUCUGGAGGACCUCUAGUGUGUGAGGGGGCCCCGGGGAGGUUUUUCCUGGCUGGGGUGGUGAGUUGGGGUGUGGGCUGUGCACAGAUCAACAGGCCUGGGGUUUAUUCCCGCGUCACCAGGCUCCGCAACUGGAUUCUAAGCCACGCAGAUCCCAGCUUGGCCCAUGAUUACUUCCAGUACGCUCCCACCGUGCCAGUUACUGUGACAGGAAGAAGCUUUAAUGAUCCAGCAGUACCCAGGACCAUAGCCAUGAACGUGUCACCUGCACCAACGCUACCUGUCUUGAACUGCACUGGAAACUUCCAGUGUAGCGCCUCCUCCUGCAUCAGCAAAGUCAACCCAGAGUGUGACGGAGUCCCAGACUGCCCCAAUCAAGCCGAUGAAAGAAACUGUGACUGCGGCGCACGUCCUGCAUUGGGCUCCCACAGGAUCGUAGGUGGAGUAACAGCACGAAGGGGGGAGUGGCCUUGGAUUGGCAGUCUCCAAUAUCAGAGACUGCACCGUUGUGGCGCCACGCUCAUUCACAGCAAAUGGUUACUCACAGCGGCGCAUUGCUUCAAAAGUGACCCGAGCCCCACUAACUGGGCUGUGAGCCUGGGAUCUGUGCUGCGCUCUGGGGUAGGAGCUCUGGUCAUCCCCAUCCAGAGAGUCAUCAUUAACCCAGCCUUUAAUGACACCAACAUGGACCAUGACGUGGCUCUGUUGGAGCUGGCAACCCCAGCCCACAUGUCCUACACCAUCCAGUCUGUGUGUCUCCCCUCACCAGUGCACCGAUUCAUCCAGAAUGUAGAGUGCUACAUUGCAGGCUGGGGAUCUAUGAGGGAAGGAGGUUCGCUGACCAACCUGCUGCAGAAAGCUGCAGUAAACAUCAUCGACCAGGCAGACUGUCAGCAGUCAUAUGGAAACGUGCUGACUCCUAACAUGAUGUGUGCUGGUUACAUGGAGGGAGGCAGGGACACCUGUUUGGGAGACUCUGGAGGCCCGCUGACCUGCCGUGAGCCCUCUGGCCAGUGGUUUAUUGCUGGAGUGACCAGCUGGGGACAUGGAUGUGGGCGAAUUGGUUUCCCGGGGGUUUACACUCGUGUGACAUCUGUCAGAAAAUGGAUAUCCACAUACCUGCCUUUCUGAAGAGGCAAAACAGAGCUGUGAGUGAACACAGUGGAUUUUCUGAUCGAAAACUGUACUGUACAAGGACCAAAAGUCACGCUAAAAGCCACACAUAUACACAGUAGUCUCCACAGUAUUGACCUGUGUGACCUACUGGUCAUAGGUGCUGUUUCCUACACUGUGCAAUCAUCUGAACUGGGACCAUCCUCUUUCAUAAUGUACUGAAGAAAUAAGGAGAACACUGAACUGUGGCUUGUGGACGUUCUGCUAGCACGUGCAUGAUUGAAAGUAUUUAUUUCAGUUAUUUAUUUUGCUGACUGGUAAACU